GGCAGAUCGUUCAUGACACAAACAAAACUAUUUUUACAAAUAUUUUUCAAAUAACUCCAUUGUAAAAAAAAAACCAACUCAUGGACUAGGAAAGAAAAAUACAUUCGUACCGGUAUUAACGCGGGAAACCUCUAAGGUCGUUUUCUUUACACGCCACGUGUCGUUUCAUCCUCCAUCGUUUCCCUUCUCCAUUUCCCUCUCUAACUUCCAAAUCCACAACACCGUUAACAACCUUGAAACCUGCAACAACCAUUCCAUCAAUGGCGUCUGAAAACCCUAACCAGAAAAACUCCCUCUACCCAGAGGUCAUAACAGAUGAUCCCAACCCGAACAAUCCCACUUCCUCCUCUCUCUACCCCUCAAUCGACGUCUCCGAGCUCGUCGAAAAUCUCUUCCCGGAAGACACCAGCCCCUCCGCCCCUCCGAUCGCCGCCGAAGAUGUUCUCAUCAAGGUCCCCGGCGCUAUUCUCCAUCUAAUCGACAAGGAGUACAGCGUCGAGCUUGCCUGCGGUGAUCUCACCAUCAUUUGCCUCCGUCAGGGGAAAAACGUCGUCGCUAUUUACGCCCGCGUCGAUGACGAGAUCCAGUGGCCGCUUGCUAAGGAUGAGACCGCCGUUAAGGUUGAUGAUUCACAUUACUUUUUCUCCUUCCGAGUUCCGAAAGAGGUUGAUGAUGAUGAUUCCGAUUCGAGCGAUGAGGAAGGGGGAAAAGGAGAAAAGCGCCACCGUCGCCGUCGUCGUAGCCGGAAAGGAGGCGGUGAUUUGGUAAUGCUGAGCUACGGGUUGACGAUCGCGGCGAAGGGGCAGGAGGGUUUGCUGAAGGAGCUGGAUAGGGUUUUGCUAGAAUGCAGCAAUUUCUCUGUCCAUGAGGUGUCGGAGAAGGCGAAGAAGAAAGGGGAGGCUCUGGAUGGGUCGGUGGCGAUGGAGAUGACGCCAUUGGAGUUGAGUACGGAGAAGGAGAAGAAGGAAUUGAUGGAGGAGAGGUGUGCGGCGUAUUGGACCACAUUGGCUCCCAAUGUGGAGGACUAUAGUGGACUCGCCGCGAGGCUCAUCGCUCAAGGCUCAGGGCAGUUAGUUAAGGGGAUUUUGUGGUGUGGCGAUGUGACUGUGGAGAGGUUGAGGUGGGGGAAUGAGAUCAUGAAGAAGAGGAUGGGUCCUUCUUCUCAGGCGGAGAUUAGUCCCCAAACUUUAAAGCGGAUCAAAAGGGUUAAGAAAGUGACUAAAAUGACAGAGAGUGUAGCGCAUGGGGUCCUCUCUGGGGUUAUAAAGGUGUCUGGAUUUUUCACCAGUUCAGUGGCAAAUUCAAAAGCGGGGAAGAAAUUUUUCAGCCUUCUACCUGGCGAAGUUGUGCUUGCUUCAUUGGAUGGAUUCAGCAAAGUGUGUGAUGCCGUUGAAGUAGCAGGAAAAAGCGUCAUGUCAACAUCAUCCACUGUCACAACCGAGCUUGUCAAUCACAGAUAUGGAGAAGAAGCUGCCAAGGCAACAAGUGAAGGAUUGGAUGCUGCUGGUCAUGCUGUGGGGACUGCAUGGGCUGCUUUUAAGAUACGCCAGGCUUUUAACCCUAAGAGUGUGCUAAAGCCUACCUCCCUGGCCAAAUCUGCGGCUAAAGCUGCUGCUGAAUUCAAGGCUAAACAAUCUAAGUGAUUCAUGGCAGGAGUUCUUCAAUUAAGGUCUGACCAUUCUAACAUCAAAAUAUACUGCUCUUCAUUAUUCACAGCUUCUUUUAGGGCAGGGCGAAAACAUUGUGUAUAUCAUAGGUGGAAACAUUGGUGCAUUGAUUUCAUGAUUUUUCUUUAAGGGUGCUACGGAGUAGUACACUAAAGGUGUUGAUUAGAAUUUGCAAAUAGAAAUUAUUUAUUGAAAAGUGCUGUAUAUAAUGUUAAGGUAAAGACCUGUACAUUUCUAAAAAUUAUUUUCCAUGAUUAAUUCUAUAACUAAUACCCUUGAAGCACUCAGUUAGCAUUUG
Messenger RNA from Lotus japonicus, 1965 nucleotides. Its product is annotated as protein EARLY-RESPONSIVE TO DEHYDRATION 7, chloroplastic. Gene Ontology annotation, cellular component: plasma membrane. Lineage: Eukaryota; Viridiplantae; Streptophyta; Magnoliopsida; Fabales; Fabaceae. The transcript is spliced from 4 exons. Bases 261 to 1643 code for a protein of 460 amino acids. The record is from RefSeq and is a predicted model, not a curated record.